Messenger RNA from Nylanderia fulva, 533 nucleotides. RefSeq names its product Regulator of cullins 1a (gene Roc1a). Gene Ontology annotation, molecular function: zinc ion binding. NCBI's taxonomy places the organism in Eukaryota, Metazoa, Arthropoda, Insecta, Hymenoptera, Formicidae. The record is from RefSeq and is a predicted model, not a curated record.
CAACACAACACCGAUUCGGCUCAUGCUCCAAAAUUUAGAAAUGGCGACAACCAUGGAGAUCGACGACGACGAGUGUGAUUUGCCAACCUCUAGCAGUGGAAAAGGCGAGAAGAAGCGUUUUGAAGUGAAGAAGUGGAAUGCAGUGGCAUUAUGGGCUUGGGAUAUUGUCGUGGAUAAUUGUGCUAUAUGUCGUAAUCACAUCAUGGACCUCUGCAUCGAAUGUCAAGCAAAUCAGGCAUCUGCCACAAGUGAGGAGUGCACAGUAGCUUGGGGUGUCUGCAAUCACGCCUUUCAUUUCCAUUGCAUCUCACGUUGGUUGAAAACACGACAAGUCUGUCCACUAGAUAACCGUGAAUGGGAAUUUCAGAAAUAUGGUCAUUAACCAAAUACAAUCAACUGAGCAAAGUCAGCUUUUUCAGCAAGUCACGUUGAAUAUAAUUUUUAAUUGUAUACUAGAAAAUUAUUUUUUUAUAUGAAGUAUAUAAUAAAACAAAGAUUUGAAAGAAACAACAAAAGAACAUAUGCACACGAAA